Diorhabda sublineata is the source of this 4659-nucleotide messenger RNA. Its product is annotated as zinc finger protein 664-like. Bases 420 to 2066 code for a protein of 548 amino acids. Gene Ontology annotation, cellular component: nucleus. Gene Ontology annotation, biological process: regulation of transcription by RNA polymerase II. Gene Ontology annotation, molecular function: RNA polymerase II cis-regulatory region sequence-specific DNA binding; DNA-binding transcription activator activity, RNA polymerase II-specific. NCBI's taxonomy places the organism in Eukaryota, Metazoa, Arthropoda, Insecta, Coleoptera, Chrysomelidae. The record is from RefSeq and is a predicted model, not a curated record. The transcript is spliced from 3 exons.
AUAGAUAAAAUGUCUCGAACGAGAGAAAAAAUGAAUACUGUCGGCACCUAACGUAGGGACGUUUUUUUCCCAUAUCAAUUGUCCAUAUAGGAGUAUUACAUUACAGUUAGAUUCACAGGUGUACAUAGCCGAGUGCAGUUAAAGUAGGCUCUUUAUAGUUUCAUGUAGAAUAUAAAUAACUUAAAAAGCACGUUACAUAGGGUUAGUUAAAUGUUUAUUCUUAAUUUGGAGCUCUGGAUGCAUUUAUCCUUAUAAAAAUACUUGGAUUAAAGAUUUUAUUGCCAUGUAUUAACCCCAAAUUGGCUUGUUUAUCCAGGCAAUGUAGACUGUGGUAAAGAAGAGGAAAGGAGUAUUUUACCUUUAUUAAUCUUCACAAUCUUACAUACCCCGUUAAUAAUUAUAAUUUUUAUAUAUUUAAUAUGGAACAACAACAAUUUAUUAAAGAAGAAAUAUAUACACACGAUGGUUUUGCGUGGGGUAUGAGUAUUAAACAAGAAAUGAAAGACGAGAUAUUUACAUCAACUUUUCAAAAUUUAAUUGAUGAAAGUAUGCAUCCUAUAAAACAAGAAAUUGAUGAUGAUCUAAAUACAAAUAAAGCGAUGGAAGAAUAUACGAUUAAAGUUGAAAAAGAUAAGAGCAAUUCCCAUAUCGUUAAUAUACAAAAUAUUGGAAACAAAUUUAAAUAUCUAAAAGUGAAAUAUGGAAUUCGACCUAAAUCAAAAGAACUAUUGGAAAUUAUUAAACACGUUAAUUCAAACACUAUUGCAGGGAUUAUUAUAUGUAAAUUUUGUGGAAAUGUAUACACGAAACAAAAAGAGUACCUUUGUCACUUUUCUACAAAUCAUUUUAUGAGAUUUAAGAAAAUAAUGUAUAAAACAAAAUUCUGCCCUAAAAACUCUUACACAAGAGAACGAUUGGAAAAUGGAAAACGUGUAAAUUUAAAUACUAUUGCGGGAAUUAUUGUAUGUAAAUAUUGUGGAAAUUUAUACACAAAACGAAAAGAAUACCUUUGCCACUUUUCUACAAAUCAUUUUAUAAAAUUGAAGAAAAUAAUAUAUAAAGCGAAAUUUCACUCUAAAACAAGUUGCAUCAAAAAUGAAGUAGCUGACCAAACUAUUCUCAGAAAUAUUGAUCAAGAUGCGGAAAAUAAAACUGAAAUAGUUGGACAUGAUUUGAAAACAGAAUUGCAAGAUAAUAGGUUUACAGAUAAUUUGCCUGGUCACAAAGAAAAGAAGCCAUGCAAGUGUGACAUUUGUUCAAAAACUUUUGCAAAUAAAAAAAGUUUAAAAUCACAUAUCCGUCAACAUAUUGGAGAGAAGCCAUUCAAAUGUGACAUUUGCAUGGAGUCAUUUAUACAUAAAUGCCAUUUAAAUUCACAUUUGCGUAAACACACCGGAGAGAAGCCAUUCAAAUGUGACAUUUGCAUGAAAUCAUUUCCAUGGAAAACGAGCUUAAACAGACAUAGAUAUAUCCACACAGAAGAAAAGCCAUUCAAGUGUGAAAUUUGUCCCGAAUCAUUUUCACUGAAAUCUUGUUUAAAUUCACACAUUUAUAGUCAUACAGGUGAAAAACCAUUCAAAUGCGACGUGUGUUUGAAAACAUUUUCGUGGAAAACGAGCUUAAACAAACAUAGGCGUAUCCACACAGGAGAAAAACCAUUCAAAUGUGACUUUUGUUUUAAAACAUUUUCACAGAAGUGUAAUUUAAAUUUUCAUUUACGUAUACAUACCGGAGAAAAGCCAUUCAAAUGUAACAUUUGUGUUACAACAUUUUCACAAAAAUCUGAUUUGAAUUUUCAUUUACGUUUACACGUUGGGGAAAAGCCAUUUAAAUGCGACUUUUGUUCAAAAACUUUUGCUCGGAAAUAUGUAUUAAAUUCACAUUUACGUAUUCACACUGGAGAAAAGCCAUUCAAAUGUGAUGUUUGUUUGAAAACAUUUUCACAAAAAUGUAAUUUAAACGUUCAUUCACAAAUACACACUGGGGAAAAGCCCUAUAGAUGCGACGUUUGUUCGAAAAGUUUUUCUCGGAAAAAUGAAUUGAAUUCACAUUUACAUAAACAUUGAAAUAAGUUAUUUGGAUGAAGUAUUUUCAACGGUACUAUAAUAUAUACUGUUGAAGAAAUACAUAGUACAUGAAAAUCUCUAGAGAACAAAUAUUCAUUUUCAACAAUAAUUAAUGCGUUUUCUCAUUAAAUUUUGAGUGAGACGAGUUUGUGUCAGAGAUAUGGAGGGAGAGAAUAAGCUAGCCUCCAUUUUGAUCGUUGCAUGAGGUGAAACAUUGUCAACUGUCAGAUUUUUACAAAAAUUAUGUUAAAAUACGUAUUUCGUUCCAAAGAGGUUGUUAUAAAGAAGUGCUAAAAUAAAUAAUAAUCUCCUGGACAAAAUUAACGCGUCACUCAUAUUUUUUACAAGCUUUUGUCUACAAAUUGUAACAACUUUUUGACAAUAAAGCAUUUCUCUCUUUCGGUCUCUAUUUUCCUCGAUAUUGUUUGACAGUGACGGUUGUUAUUUAAAUUAACUAUAGCAUUACAUCUCGUUUUGGACUGGUUAACACAUUUUUAAAACGUGCUGAUUAAAGCAGUGUUUCUGUUGAUUGUAAUUGUUUUUAUUACAUGCAGGUUUGGAAGUUAAUUUGAGAGGAUAUUAGGGAUUGCAAUACCGUUAAAAAAUUUUGGAUAGUAAAGGCGGGGCAAAGUGGAUACCUUAAGGUUAUAGCAGAAAAGGUAUACAAUACAAAAACAAAAUCAUGAACCGUCUUUAUUUAAUGCUCUUACAAAUAGGAACAACAGUUACCAAUAAUAUUUAAACAACAAUUAACUGAAAUUAAUGUUGUUAUUACUAAUUUAUUUGAGCAGAUAACUAAUUUAGUUUUGGGUAAAACGUUCAAAAAGGUACUGAAAAAACAAACAACGUGUUGACGCUAUUGAAUUAACUACUACUAAAAAGAGAAGACAACACAUCCAUUAGGCUACAAUAAAUGAACAUAGAUGUCGCCACACGGCUCGUGGACUUUUGGUAUUAGUUCCAACAAUUAAAAUUUAAAAAAGUACGAAAGUAUUCAUUAUGCCCGAUACCCCGGGUAAUGCGAAUACCCAUAUUCAAACUCCGAAAUAACUUUGAUAAACUGAAAAAAACUUAACCAUAGAAUUAUAAAAUUAAGAUUGGCAAAAUUAAUGACAAAUGUCACAAUGAACUCGGAGAGCAUUCCAAUCGGAAUAAUACGAAAGGAAUAUAUUACUUCGCAACUAUGAAAUAAAAAAUUGUUUACACUAGAUGGCAUAUAAAACCAAUUAUAGUUCUCGAAAUAUAAUUUUGAUGUGUCUUAAUAAAACUCCAAAUGUGUCAACAUUCACGCGCUUGUCACAGCACAAAGUUCUCAAAAUCAAAUGAAAUUUGGUUAUCAGCUCUUCGUUCAAACCAGUAAUUUCAGCGUAGACCUUGGAAUUGGCAAAAAUGUUCCGGCUAUAUGUCCGUCGUUUGACCAACCAAACCCAGGUUUUGGUUUGUCUACAGUAAGGGGUAAACACGAGUUGAAGUUCUCUUGAAUUCUUUUCUUGUUUUUUUUAAUAAAUUUCCUUCAAAUCGUCACCCUUAACUUGACAAGGAAGUUUAUACAAAAUAUGGAGAGACAAUUAAAAAACCGAAUCGAUAAUGAAGUAUAGACAAACCAAGUAAUAUGUCUCUGAGUUUAGAAUACUUUCGAAAGUUUCUAUCUAUAGUUUUAUAAAUUUUUAGAACUGUGUCAACUAUCCAAAUAGUUGUUUUUAUAGUAACUGACACCCCAUGCGGUUAGCAAUGUCUUUUUGAUGAAUGAAUUUUGUAAUAGAAAUGUUACAUGUAUAAACAGAAAAGGAGGAUAAGUGGAUUAUUGUAACAAAGUAAAUUAUGCAUACAAACUUCAUUUAAAUGCAUCGUUAGAAUGUUACAGACUAGUGAUUAAGCAACUUAAAGGUUAUCAGUGUUCAAUAAAAAUUGUUUUUAAAAGUUUAUUGAGAAUUGUUUAAUCAAAUUUAUAAUUAAUAAAUGCAAUGCAUUAAUGUACACACUUAAAUUUCCAACAUAAUCGCAGGGAAAAUGUAGAAAAAAAUAUUUUUUAAUGUAAAUAAACAAUGUUGAAUAUUUGAAAGCUAUUUUUAAUUCUAAACAUCUUUUCUUUAUAACAAUUUUCGAUAUUGUCAAAAAGAAAGGUACUUUACUCUAGAGCAAAAAUCAGAUUUUUUGACAAACUUCAUAUACGACUGAAAAAAUUUAACAUCUGAUGAUUGAAUUUCAGAUUUUGGACCAUGCAGAACUUUUUAUAAAGAAUAACUUUUUUCUAGUAAUUUAUCCAACGCCUAUAAAAUGUUAUCUGUUGUUUCACUUGAUUGGGUAUUAAAAUCUCUAAUUGGCGUAUUACAUGCUUUGUCCUUGUACUUCUUCCGAUUGAUAAUAAUUUGAGUUUUCGCUUCUAUUAUUUCAGUCUGAAUCUCAGCAUCACUUCUAUUAUCACCCACAUACAUAUAUCUACUGCAGGUAAAUGUUUUUCUAAUUUGAUUGGAAUUUGGUAGAAAAUCUACUUGGCAUCCUUCAUCAGUUACAGAACUCACAAUAAUAUCAGCACGCUGUGGAAUUAUUUUAGUGUCAGUGGUCAUUAUAGUAAUUUGAUCUUUAACUAUUC